Molecule: messenger RNA, 1304 nt
Organism: Sclerotinia trifoliorum
Lineage: Eukaryota; Fungi; Ascomycota; Leotiomycetes; Helotiales; Sclerotiniaceae
Source: the annotation of a GenBank genome assembly
AUGGCCGGUGCUCCUCCUCCUCCACUCCCUUUGGGUUCUUUUGCAGGAACCAGUGAGUACAAUUUGAUUUUCUAGUUUCACAUUAUUGAACUCCAAUUCGAAAAUCCAAAAUCCAAACCCAUGUUUUAUCUCCUUCAGUAUCUUCCUUCGCAUGUCUUCGUCUACACACCCUCCUUAAAAUUUAAAAAUAACCACUAACCCGAUCAGUGAUCAACGGCGCCCCCGCAACCAAAGUCACAGCUUCCAUGACUACUCUCUCCGCCCUCCCCAUUCUCCGGCACACAAUCAUGCGUCCUAACCGUGUCCUACUAGUGGGAACCCGUCGUGUCCCCAACGAAGAAUCAUGGCUAGCAACCCAAGUCGGCGAGUUACAAGUCCGCGCUUGUCGCAAUUGCGCCAAGGGUAACGGGCCUUUUACCGAUUGUGUAGUGGUCCCAGGCCGUUUUAAGGAAGCCUGUACGAAUUGCUAUUAUGGGGGCACGGGAAGCAGAUGCACGUUGAGACAUGGUAUGUGUAUAUUUUUCUUAAUAGAUUGAAAAUUAAAUAUUGAAGAUUGCAUGGAUAAGUGGAAAGUCAGACUAAUUCGCGCAUCAAUAGAUCAUGAAAAUGCAGUAGCACAUCUUCAAGCUGGAGUUCAGCCAGCUCCAAUUGUACCAGGCAUGGCACCUGCUUUUAAUUUUGGUGGUCAAAUGGGUGGUGGCAUGGGGGGCGUGGGAGGUUUUGUGGCGCCUCCUGGAGCUACGGGAUUCGUACCGCCUCAGGGCGGUCAAGCUCCAGGCAAUGUUCCGCGAGGUGGAGGUUCAGGGGGCGCGCGACGUAUUGCGCCGCUCUUGGUUGGGCCGCUGGGUAGUGGAUUUGGGGGAGCGGCAGCGGCAGCGGCGCAGGCAACGGUGGUAAUUCCUGCUCUCGCCGGUGUGGCAUAUGGGCCAACGAGACGCUCCAGAUUGAGGUUUGCGAGGAGCUUGAAUAAUAUAGCGUUGCAGGCAGAGAGGAUCAGGAUAAGAACUGAGAUGGCGAGGUUGAGGUCCGAGUUGUUUGCGGUUGAGGAUGUGAUUGAUGAGAGGGAUGUUGGGGCGCAUUUAGACGAUGAUAUGGACGGCGGGUUGGAAGAUGCUGAUCAAGCAGCGGCGGAUGAUAAUCAAGCAAUAGAGGAUACUGAUCAAGCAAUAGAAGAAGAGGAGGAGGAAGAACCGGAAGCCCACGUAGAAUCCGAAUUCGAAGCAGAAGAAGAGGAGGAGGAAGAACCGGAGGCCCAGGUAGAGCCCCCAGCCAAAAGGGUAAACACAGGGAAAAGAAAGCGAUAA